Pocillopora meandrina is the source of this 344-nucleotide messenger RNA. The record is from the annotation of a GenBank genome assembly. Lineage: Eukaryota; Metazoa; Cnidaria; Anthozoa; Scleractinia; Pocilloporidae.
AUGGAAAUUGGAGACAAAAAAGGAGAAGCAGCAGUUUAUAGAAAUUUAGCGACACUGUUCAAAAAGCUUGAUGAUAAAUUUGAUAAGACACAAGAAUAUCACGAGAAAGCACUGGCGAUUAGAGUGGAAAUUAAAGGCAGAAGAGCAGAAGCAGCGGAUUAUGGAAUUUAAACAUAGGAACAGUAUUUAAGGAUUACUUGGUAAAUUUGGAAUGGCUCAAGAAUAUCUCGGGAAAGCACCCACGAUUAGAAUGGAAAUUGGUCACAAAAGAAGGAGAAGUGACGGAUAAUGGAAACUUAAAAACAGUGUUUCAAUUGCUUGGUAAAAUUGACAAGGCUCCGUAA